Tinamus guttatus (white-throated tinamou) is the source of this 1566-nucleotide messenger RNA. The record is from RefSeq and is a predicted model, not a curated record. NCBI's taxonomy places the organism in Eukaryota, Metazoa, Chordata, Aves, Tinamiformes, Tinamidae.
AUGGAAACUUUGCUUUGUAUCUUUUGCAGCUUUUGUAAAAAGGAAGAUCACAACAAAGAGAAUCUCUUCAACAGCCUGAACUAUGAUGUUGCUGCCAAGAAGAGAAAAAAAGAUCUGCUGAAUAACAAAGCCAAGAUUCAGUAUUUCCACCAAGAGAAGUGGAUCUACGUUCACAAGGGAAGCACAAAAGAGCGUCAUGGUUACUGCACCUUGGGAGAAGCUUUCAACAGACUUGACUUCUCAAGCGCCAUCCUAGACUCCAGACGAUUCAACUAUGUUGUCAGGCUGUUGGAGCUGAUAGCAAAGUCUCAGCUGACGUCACUGAGUGGCAUUGCCCAGAAGAACUACAUGAACAUUUUGGAAAAAGUGGUGCAGAAAGUCCUUGAAGAUCAGCAGAACAUCCGGCUAAUAAGGGAACUGCUGCAGACUCUCUACACGUCCCUCUGCACCUUGGUUCAGCGGGUUGGCAAGUCUGUGCUGGUUGGAAACAUCAACAUGUGGGUGCACAGAAUGGAGACUAUUCUCCACUGGCAGCAGCAGCUGAACAACAUUCAAAUCACCAGGCCUGCCUUCAAAGGAACUACUUUCACAGACCUACCGUUGUGCUUGCAACUAAACAUCAUGCAGCGACUGAGUGAUGGGAGGGACCUGGUUAGCCUUGGCCAGGUGGCUCCUGACCUGCAGGUGCUCAGCGAGGACCGGCUGCUGUGGAAGAAGCUCUGCCAGUACCACUUCACAGACAGACAGAUUCGUAAACGGCUAAUCUUAUCUGACAAGGGACACCUGGAUUGGAAAAAGAUGUACUUCAAACUCAUCAGAUGUUACCCUCGGAAGGAGCAGUAUGGUGACACGCUGCAGCUGUGCAGGCACUGCCACAUCCUCUCCUGGAAGGGCACCGAUCACCCUUGCACAGCCAACAACCCGGAGACUUGCUCCACUUCUCUUUCACCGCAAGACUUUAUCAAUUUGUUCAGGUUCUGAACUGGGGUCAUCACAGCUUUGGCGAUUCUUACAGGACACUUUAUGCCACUGAGCUUGGACACUCCGUUUGUAAAUAAUGUAAAUAUUCAUGUUUGUUUGGAGCUCCUGAGUCAAGGAGGAAGAGUAUCUUGGAGACGAAAGGUGAAAUUACUCACUGAUGUGCAACACUUAAGGAAUACAGACUUCCAUAGGACUGGUGUAUAAAAGCAGCAUGUUGUACAGACUCCCUUUUUUCCUGAUCAGAGUACAAGAUACAGGGCAGAAACUUCAUUCUUGUUUUUAGAAGUUAAAACUGAAUUUGUCUUGUGGCCCUUUGAGAACUUUCUUGGUUUGUUUCUAAAAAUUGAAAGUAAUACAAGGCUAGGACUGUUGAACUGUUUCUCCAUCUGGUUUUAUUUAGCAUACGUAUUUAUAAAUAUGAUGUUUUAAAAAUAUUUAUGGAAAAUAUCCCUGUGACAAGUUUAAUAAUUUUAUGUUUUUUUAAAGGCACAUUCUGAAAUACUUAGCAUAGAACUCUAGCCUACUUAAAAAAAGAGAAUUGCACCAUACCAUUUUCUACCUCUACUAGAUUGAGUACCUUUCAAA